UCCUGCUUCAAGACACCUGAGGGAUGCAGUCCCACAGAAACAGAAACUGCCACUAUGCGUGGGAACCAAAGGAACUGACCCACAUUUUGCUCUCGUUUCUUCUUCAUCCUUAGGAGCAUCUUGAAGGCUUCUUGUUUGAAAGAAGAAGAAAAGGAGAAGAAAUCAACGGCAACAUUUUUUGUUUCAAUUCAUGCAACUUUUUCAAAAGAGGGACGCAAGUUGCCCUCUUUCCCACUCUUCGAGCGAUGCCCCCCCAGGAGAUACUGGAUUACUCGCCCACCUUGCGAAGAUGCAGCACUCCUAGCCGAGGCAGCGGCUCAGAGCUGGGCAUCAAAUGUGUCCUCCUCGGAGAUGGGGCUGUGGGCAAAACCAGCCUGAUUGUGAGCUACACCACAAAUGGAUACCCAGAUCAGUACCAGCCAACGGCACUGGACACCUUCUCAGUUCAGGUCCUGGUAGAUGGUGCACCGCUUCGUAUCCAGUUGUGGGACACAGCAGGACAGGAAGACUUUGAUUGCCUCCGCUCACUCUGCUACCCUGAUACUGAUGUCUUCCUGGUCUGCUUCAGUGUUGUAAACCCCACAUCCUUCCAAAACAUUACAGAGAAAUGGGUCCCUGAAAUACAAACUCACAACCCUCAGACUCCAGUGGUGCUGGUGGGGACACAGGCUGACCUGCGGGAUGAUGUCAACGUGCUGAUCAACCUGGACCGCUACAAUGUAAAGCCUGUGCCAAGAACUCAGGCUGAAGACCUAGCUGAGAAAAUCCGGGCUCAGACUUAUGUAGAGUGCUCUGCUCUGACUCAAAAGAACCUGAAGGAGGUUUUUGACACAGCCAUAAUCAGUGCAGUAGAGCACAAGGCCCAGCAGGAAAAGAAAAUGACAGCCAAAGGGAUCAAAACCCUCUCCAAAUGCCGAUGGAAGAAAUUCUUCUGUUUCGUCUGAAGCUGGUUUAGCCUAUGAGCCAGGACUGAACCUCACACCUUCGCCCACAGAGAGUGAAGUGACUAUCUAAUGGCUCCGACAUGGGGAGUGUUGUAAGCCAAGGUGACAUGGAGCUCCAGCUCUUGCUGGGUUAUGGUAGAACUUGCCUGGAAGAAAGGAAGUGGACCCAUGUAAGCACCAGGCUACCGGAUGGGCCAUGCAGCCUUUAAGCAACAGGGGUAGUUUGCUGUUUCACAUACUGAGUUCAGUGUUAAAGAACAACCAGGUAUAUUGUGUGAGAUAUCCAAGAAGCAUGGCCAGGUUCCAGAACCUCCCAAAGGCUUCAUAACAUCAUAAUUAAACCUUGAUUUAAAACCUGAGAUAUAACUUGGAGGGUUAUAUCUCAUUUUCAAGACAUGGAUAAGGAUAGAGGGAUUUCUCCAGGGUGACGACAGUGCAGAAUAAUGUGGGCCUGCUCAAGUGAAAGCAUCACUUGAACUUUCCCUUCAAUCCUGCUUAAAAGUAAACCCACAAGAUACAGUAGAGAAGGGGUGUUUUGUGCAAAGGAGUAUCAGUUUUGUGCACACCCUUAAAAGGACAAAAGACCUUCUAACAAAAUGAUGUGAAAAGAUCCCUAUGGUUCCACAAACCCUGUGUAACGAAGGGCUAAUUCUGAAGCAAUGUUUGGACCCCAUGGGAUGAUUUCUUUGACGUGGUCCCAUGAGCCUAGAUAUGUGAGAAAUGUAUUUAAUGCUUUUUUGUGGUGGUGGUGGGGAAUCUGUAAGCAGAUUUCAACAGGAAUGUGGGGGCUCACUGUGGGGAUUAUCCCUGGAAAAGCUACAUGCCCAACCUGCUCUGAUGUUAAUCUUUCCAACUGAAUGCACUCACCAUAUCACUUCAAACAUCGUCCCUUGAGUACAUAAAUUCUGAAUCUAAAUAUUUCUUGUCCAAUCCUCCUCACAAGGACCCAGGUGUCCAUGUGAGGGCAUUAAUAAUACCUUUUUUUAGUAACAUGUUAUCCAAUACCAUACCACCAACUAGUGCUAUCCAAAGAAAUGAGCAUGCCC
Messenger RNA from Elgaria multicarinata webbii, 1990 nucleotides. It is a transcript of the gene RHOV, whose product is annotated as ras homolog family member V. NCBI's taxonomy places the organism in Eukaryota, Metazoa, Chordata, Lepidosauria, Squamata, Anguidae. Gene Ontology annotation, molecular function: protein kinase binding; GTP binding; GTPase activity. The transcript has 3 exons. Gene Ontology annotation, biological process: Cdc42 protein signal transduction; establishment or maintenance of cell polarity; endocytosis. The record is from RefSeq and is a predicted model, not a curated record. Bases 246 to 944 code for a protein of 232 amino acids.